This is a messenger RNA of Eimeria mitis, 1797 nucleotides long. RefSeq lists its product as uncharacterized. The transcript is spliced from 7 exons. Lineage: Eukaryota; Apicomplexa; Conoidasida; Eucoccidiorida; Eimeriidae. Bases 1 to 1797 code for a protein of 598 amino acids. The record is from RefSeq and is a predicted model, not a curated record.
AUGAGGGGCCGCAUAGUGUCGGUAAUUGGGGAGCGUUUGCCUUUGGAUCUCCUGACACACCGUCCCCUUAGUCCAGCACAGCUGGCUGAGAUCCAGGUUCUCCUGUCUUCCAAAUCUAUAGCCAGCUUUGCAUUUACAUUUUGUCACCUCGUGCACUGGGUCGCGUUUGGCCAAACCCAGCGUGAUGCGUCGGAAGGAAAUGAAGACGAUAGGGCCCACAGCACAAACGAGUGCGUCGAGUGCCAAGAAACUGACGGUCAUUCUCCAAAUUUUCCGGGCAGUCAAACUGUUCUUCUUGGCGCAGCCAAAGCAGCUACGCUGAAAGACCGUUCCGGGUCAUCUGAAGAAACUUGCUGGAAUAAAGGCCAAGAACAAGCGAGGAAGGAAAAAACACCUUUCACGGCGGAAGAGCCUCACCCGCCCACUCAGGUGGACCCCAACUCCCCGGAAAGUAUUUUAAAAGAGGAAUUAAUGCGCCUUCGGGGUGCAGAAGGCAGUGGAGGCAGCUUAAUAUUUGGAAGUUCUACUCGACUACUCAGGAGAUAUGGCGUACUUGAACAUCCGUCAGAAACAGAGCCGAGUGGAGAAGCGCAUGCAGUAGAAAGCUGCGAAGAGCUCCUUUGCUCUGAAAAUUCCCAAGCGAUCGUAAUCUGGCCUAAGGAAGAUGAUGGCUUCAGGUUUCCUGCGAUCGACGCCCAUCCACUUACGCAGCAGCUUCAAAAAAAACUGGAAAAGUACCAGGCCAACUGUCCUAAGCCGCCAGCGUCUACAGCCGAAUGUUUUCAUACCCUGUGUACACCAUUGGAUCUUAGAGAGUGUACACAACAGAUAGAGUCGGAAGUAAAAAAUCUGCAAGAUAAAGUCUACAAACAGCCAUCGUUCCUGCAGCUAAAACACGAAGGCCCGCCGGCGGCAGGGGAACCAGCACUCCAAGAAGAAGAUCUACAGCACAAGUUGCUACGUCUGCAGACGGAGCAGCAGGAGCUUCUCAAUCGCCUAGAUCCUAAAGCAUUCGAUCCCAUUAGUAACUGGAACUGCCCAGGAACUCUCCCGCGGUUGCCACAGGAACCACAAAGGCAGAGUGUCGGUCCUCUGUCAACGAUGCGCAACAAACUUCACUCAACCAGCCGCACCAAGCUGUACGAAAUGGUCGGCGCCUUUCGGAAUUCCGAUCAGAGGAUACGUGCGCUCACGCAGCAAGACAGGCGGCAUCAUUACAUGUACUCAGAGUUACAAGGGCCUCCUAUGGUUCGUUCAUUGACAACAGAUGAUCAGAAAGAGCUACAGAACAGCUCUGAUUCGCUUUGGACGGUUGUUUCAGUUGCGAAACGAUCACAUAAAAAACGUUCAUCCCCCGCAAAAGUCCGCGAGAAAUCGUGCGGAUUGACGACGGCGCAAAAACAGGCAAGCGUCAAGCAACGUCCCGUGACACCCGUGUCAAGACAGCAAAAGAAGAAAAAGGAGGUCAAGGACCUACAAGGAGGAGACAACUUGCUAGAUGGCAUAAAGUCCUACACCAAGGUUAUUGAAGAAGGAUUCCAGAGACAACAGAUUACCACUUUCGAGCAGCAGGAAGGAAAACAGCAGCAGCAGCAACGCCAGCGACCUGAGCAGCAAAUUGUUCCACGAGCGCAAAGGAACCGUGCCACAGUUACAGGGUACUGCGGCGAACGUAUAUCGGGAGCGCCCAGCUACACACAGCACUACAAGCCCACAGCUCCACAACUGAGAAGGCACACCACAGGGGAGACUCCUGUGACUAACAUGUACCCCUCACGCCAACAUUCGGAGUCCUGA